Spodoptera litura is the source of this 6391-nucleotide messenger RNA. It is a transcript of the gene LanB2, whose product is annotated as laminin subunit gamma-1. Gene Ontology annotation, biological process: animal organ morphogenesis; axon guidance; tissue development. NCBI's taxonomy places the organism in Eukaryota, Metazoa, Arthropoda, Insecta, Lepidoptera, Noctuidae. The record is from RefSeq and is a predicted model, not a curated record. Gene Ontology annotation, cellular component: basement membrane.
AAACCACCGCGCGUCACUCAGUGCUUGCUCGAAGCGCGCGAGCUCACGUCGCGUCGCGCUAAGAUGGCGCCGGCCGCAUCGCUAUUUACCACAUUUAUAUCCUUAAUACUGUCCGCAACCGCACAGGAUUACUACCACACACCCCGAAUUGGUUCUAAACAACUAGCUUCAUGUUACAAUAGUGAAGGAGUGCCACAAAGAUGUAUCCCGGAGUUCGAGAAUGCGGCCUUCAUGGUUCAAAUGGAAGCGACGAACACCUGUGGUGACAAUGGCAUGAAAGUUUAUUGUAUACAGACUUCCUAUGGCACAUCCACCAGGUCGUGUGACAGCUGCCAACCAGGACAGUUCUCCAGCUACUACCUGACAGAUCUCCAUUAUGAGCAGGACAACCAGACGUGGUGGCAGUCAGAGACCAUGAAGGAAGGGAUCCAGUAUCCUAACCAGGUCAACUUGACGCUGCACUUGGGCAAGGCCUACGACAUCACCUACGUGAGGAUUGUGUUCUACUCGCCCAGACCUCAGAGUUUCGCUAUCUAUAAGAAGACCUCUGAAGAAAGGGUUUGGGAGCCCUUCCAAUACUUCAGUGCCUCCUGUCGUGAGACUUACGGAGUUCAAGAACAGAGGGCUGCAGAGUUAGGAGCAGAAACCCGUGCCCUCUGCACCAGCGAGUACUCCGAUAUCUCACCACUUUCUGGUGGAAACGUCCUCUUCUCUACUCUUGAAGGUCGACCCUCAGCGUUCACUUUUGACAACAGUCCUGAGCUGCAGGAAUGGGUAACUGCCACCGAUAUUCGAAUUUCCCUGGACCGUCUGAACACCUUCGGAGACGAGAUCUUUGGAGACGUUCAAGUAUUGCAGUCGUAUUGGUACGCCAUCGCUGACGUGGCUGUGGGUGCAAGGUGCAAGUGUAAUGGUCACGCUUCUGUGUGCGAGACCCAAGAACUGCCUGAUGGUACCAGAACUAGAGCCUGCAGGUGUGAGCACAACACAGCUGGUCGUGAAUGUGAAAGAUGCUUGGACUUCUACAACGAUGCUCCUUGGGGCAGAGCUUCACCAACCAACGUGCACGAGUGCAAGGCUUGUAACUGCAAUGGGUUCUCCAACAAAUGUGAGUUCGACAAGGACCUGUAUGAGCGCACUGGACACGGUGGUCGUUGUAUCGACUGCGCGGAGAACAGGGAUGGAGCUAACUGCGAGAGGUGCAAGGAGAAUUUCUUCCAAGGAUCUGGAGACAUUUGCUUACCCUGCAACUGUAAUCCUACUGGAUCUCGCAGCCUCCAAUGUAACGCGGAAGGCAAGUGCCAAUGUAAGCCUGGAGUGACAGGAGACAAAUGUGACGUCUGCGCUCCCAACCACUACGAGUUCACCAACCAAGGCUGCAAACCCUGCGGAUGUAACGAGUCUGGUUCUUACGCCAACACGCCACAGUGUGAUCCUCAAACUGGCGUGUGUUUGUGCAAGCAGAACGUAGAAGGAAGACGUUGUAGAGAGUGUAAACCAGGUUUCUUCAACUUGGACAUCAGCAACGACUUCGGAUGCACUCCUUGCUUCUGUUUCGGACACUCUUCGCAGUGCAGCUCAGCCCCGAAGUACCAAGCUCACGAGACCAGCGCACAUUUCAUCAGAGACGCAGAGAAAUGGAUGGCUGAAGAUGAGCAAGAAAGAUCUGCGAAGCUUCAGUUUAAUGCCAAUACACAGAAUAUUGCCGUUUCAUCACAAUCUUCUGAAACCCUUUACUUCAUUGCUUCAAGUCAGUUCCUGGGUGAUCAAAGACCUUCAUACAAUCACGACUUAAAGUUCUCGUUGCGUCUUGGAGAAGUGAGAGGCUAUCCAUCAGCUACUGACAUUAUCUUGGAAGGUCCACGAGCGUCCGUAUCUGUUAAUAUUUACGCACAGAACAAUCCAGAACCUACCAAUCAGGCUCAAGAAUACACCUUCAGGCUCCACGAAGACCCCCGCUACGGCUGGUCUCCAACCCUCUCAAACUUUGAGUUCAUGUCUCUUCUUCAAAAUCUGACUGCCAUCAAGAUCAGAGGAACUUAUAACAAGCCUGGAGAGGGUUACCUGAUGAACUUCAAAUUGGAAACUGCUAAGAUUGGCCGAGAGAAAGGUUCAGCUCCCGCCAACUGGGUGGAAAAGUGUUCCUGUCCUAAAGCCUAUGUUGGGGACUAUUGUGAGGAGUGCGCACCUGGAUUCAAACAUGAGCCUGCUAAUGGUGGACCGUACUCGACUUGCAUACCUUGUGACUGCAAUGGACAUGCUCACAUUUGUGACACUGCUACCGGUUUCUGUAUCUGUAAACACAAUACGACAGGCAGUAACUGCGAGCUCUGUGCUAAGGGUUUCUACGGUAAUGCCAUUGCUGGAACUCCUGACGACUGCAAGCCCUGCCCAUGUCCUAAGGACAGUGGAUGUAUCCAGCUGAUGGAUGGAAGCAUUGUAUGUACUGACUGCCCUGAAGGAUAUGCUGGACCAAAAUGCGAAGUCUGUGCUGAUGGUUACUUCGGAGACCCCACUGGGCAAUUUGGACCCCCGAAACAGUGUGAGCUGUGCCAGUGCAAUGGCAAUGUAGACCCCAACGCAGUCGGUAACUGUAAUAGGACAACUGGAGCCUGUCUUAAAUGUAUCUACAAUACUGAUGGCGAGCACUGUGACAAGUGUUUGAGUGGUUUCUUCGGAGACGCUCUGGAUCCUAAAAAGAAGGGUGACUGCAAGCCCUGCCAGUGCCACGAAGCUGGUACAGUGGAGAGUGUUGAAGGUCCUCCUCAAUGUGACGGCCUCACUGGACUGUGUACUUGUCACCCACACGUAAUUGGAAGGAAUUGUGAUAAAUGUGAGGACGGUUACUACAAUAUCAACUCUGGCACCGGCUGUGAGCCCUGCGAGUGUAACCUUGAGGGCUCGUUCAACAGCACCUGUGACCCCUACGACGGACAAUGUUACUGCAAACCGGGUAUUGAUGGUAAACACUGCGAUCGUUGUCGUGCGUACCACUACGGCUUCUCAGCUGAGGGUUGCCGAGACUGCGACUGUGACGAAUGGGGCUCCACCAACUACCAGUGCGAUAUGUCCGGACAGUGCUCCUGCCAGGAGAAUGUGGAAGGACGUCGGUGUGACAGAUGUAUGGAAAACAAGAAACGUCGCGCAGAUGGUCAAGGCUGCGAGGACUGUCCUCCUUGCUACAACCUCGUGCUGGAUGCCGUGAACCAACAUAGAAGGGAGUUGAAGGAACUUGAUGAUAUUCUAGCGAAGAUAUCCAAGUCUCCAACGGUAGUUGAGAAUGCUGACUUCGACAAUGAGCUGCAACAAGUAAGGGGUGACAUUGAGCGACUGGUGCAGGACGCUCAGGCAGAGUUGGGCAAUGGACCUGGAGCCAGUCUUACUAACAACCUCGCUGAACUGGCUGAUAGACUCGCUGACGUCAGGAACAUGCUGUUCAAAAUUGAAGACGAGAGCUAUGACGGUAACGAAGCUGUCGAGAAGAGCAAGGGUAACGUGUCCAAAGCAGAAGAUACUAUUGAAGCUGCACAGAAGGAAAUUAAUAGUGCCUUGGAGUACAUGGACGGCGAAGGAGCUGCAGCUUUAUCAAAGGCUCGCAACAGAUCGGACCAAUUCGGCAAACAAUCAGUCGACAUGUCAGCUCUGGCCAAAGAAUCCAGGCUUCUGGCAGAAAAACUGGAGAAUGAAGCGAAGAACAUUAGAGAAAUAGCUGACAAAGCAUUCAACACUUCUAUUGCCGCUAAUAAGAUUGCUAAGGAUGGAAUUACAAAACAGGCUAACAUUAGUAACGAAGUACAAAUCCUGACAAAUGAGCUGAAUGCAGCGUCAGGAAAGUUGAACAGUAUGACUGAAUUAGCUGACCAAGCACUUAAGAGAGCAAAGGAUGUGUAUGAUGAAGCUCUGGGGUUGUAUGCUGAGGUGAACACGACACUGCUACCAGAUAUCAAACUCAGUAAACUGAAGGAAACAGCCAGGGAAAUGAAUAAGACGAUCGAUGAGAAAUCGGCUGAGUUGGAACGUUUGGUGGCUGACAAUGAAAACACGUUGGAGCAGCUAGAGACUGCAAUAAAGCAAGGUCGUGGUCUCUUAGACCAGGGUCAUGAUAGACAGGACGAGCUGAAUGACCUUCUGGGGAAACUCGAUGAGCUGCAGGAACAGGCUAGAAAUGACGUGGAACUCACCAAUCAGACGCUGAAGGAUGCCAAUGAAAUCUACAAAACUUUAAAAGAAUUCAGCGACCAAGUGACAGAGUCGCGUCAGUUAGCCGAACAAGCAGCCCUGGACGUGCCUGCGGUGCAAGCGAAGAUAGCAGCUGCAGAUGACAGCAUCAAUAGCAUCACAGAGCAACUGUAUACUGCCAGUGACAAGGCGAAGGAGGCGCGAGACUUAGCACAGAAGGCGCAGAAGGAAUAUGCUGAUAAGGCGUCAGAUGCAGCCUUUGAAGUUAGGAAGAAAUCCUCAGCGUCUAGGUCGGAGGCGUCCAAACUCAGAUUUGAAGCCGAGAAACUAUCCACUCGAGUGCAAGAAACAGCAACACAGAUUGGCAAUUUGGAGAAAGAGGCUGCAGAGAACAUGCAGCUUACAAGAGAUGCUAAAAUGAAGGUUGGCCAAGCGAAUACUGAUGCCAGGGAGGCGGAGAAACAAGUGACUAAAGGCCUCGAGGAUUUGAAGGUCAUCAUGGAUGAGUUGCAAAACUUGCCCACAUUAGAUGACCAGGCACUAGACCGACUACAGGAGAGCUUAGACAAGGCAGAGAGUGACCUCAUAGCGGUUGAUUUGGAUGGCAAGAUUAAGAGCCUCACUGAAGCCAAGAAUAACCACCAAAGGUGGAUGAAACAAUACGAGGAUGAGCACAGCCAUCUUCGUCUUGAAGUAGACAAUAUCAAGGAGAUUCUGGACCAGCUGCCAGAGGGCUGUUUCAAGAGGAUCGUCUUAGAACCCACUGAAGGACCCAGUAGAGUUGCCAGCUUUAGAUAAACUGUGACAUGAUAAAACAAGCCAGAUACAUGUAGAAAAAACGAGUUCAUAGAUUUGGUACCCAUAUCUAGUUAAAAUUUGAAAAUAUACUGAAAAAAGGGUCUGUUCCCGCCUUAUAUGGCCUUUUGUUCACCCCGUCGUAUCGUAAGCAAAUUGCAAUAGAGAGAACAAAAAAACAAGUAGGACGUACAUACAAUAUUGUUCCAGUAUCUUUUUCUGAAUGAGUGAAAUAGUAAUAUCCUAACGAUAGUUCAAUAUUAUAACGAUACACUUACGAUACGAUAUGCAUAAGAUUAAUUAGUGAAGGGGGUUUUAAGUAUUUUAACUAUGCAGCAACGUGUAUUCUAUAUUAUACUAAAAAAAAUAAUCGAUUUUUACUCAGGAGGUGAAAUACUUAUUUAUUUAUUUUUAAACAGUCACAACGGUAGAAACCCUAUUACAGUAACUGACAUAUUACCUACAACAAUAAAAGAUGCAAUUAUAACUAAUAGAAAAAAGAAAAGUAAAACUUAAUUAAAACAGGAAUUUACAACAUUCAUAAGUUUCUCUCGCAGUACUUCAGGCAUUCUGAUAAAAUAUCCUUCCAUCCGACCGCAAAUAGAUCAGUACUUGGAUUGGAAUCCAGGAGAUAAUAGAGCGCGGCCAGACUGCAAGGAAUAGGUGAUUUAGCGCGUGCGACAGUACGACACGAGGGCACGGCAAACAGCCAAUGCUUUUCACCUCGGCAGUAAUUAUCUGGCACGUAAAAGCGCGAUAAUGACUCCAGUAGAUCUGAAGCAUCAAUACCGCCACGGAACGUUUUACAGGCUACUGCUAGUUGGUUUCUUGGCCUCCUUACCUUUAGUGAGUUGUAACCAAGACUAACUAAAAAAUUUUGUCGGAUAGAGGUAAGGAUAGUACCCGUACAGUUGCUUGUACAAGUUUCUACGCAAAUCUUUUUGGACUUUCUCUAAGAGUAGGAUCAUUGCCAUGAUAAGAAACAACAAAGGCCCCAAAAUCAAUGAUAGGCACCUGACAUAUACAUACCGACCCUUCAAUGCACUUACACACAAAUAAAUGAUACUAAGAAAAGUAAAUACCGAAUUGUAAAGAAAAGACAAGUAAUAAGACAAUUUGUUCUAAGUCCUAAGUUUGCAUUAUCAACAAUCUGAAUAAUUCAAUAACUAUACAGAAAUACUUUUACCGUCAAUGCAUAUUUAUUGUGUACGAACAGUGCCUUAUUACCUAGUAAUAAAGUAAAAUACAUGUAAUAUAAUAUUAAGGAUUCCGGACGUCAUUUCCUAAUAAUGCUUUCUGAUUUUCUCAUUGCCAGAAAUGCAGUAUUUUUAAAAGAAAAUACAUUAUAGGUAACUUAUUAUUCGCGUUUCCGAAAUGUUUAAAUGUUCAUCGUCUUCAUAAUUAUGUUUUAUUUUAU